Ricinus communis (castor bean) is the source of this 2056-nucleotide messenger RNA. RefSeq lists its product as uncharacterized. The coding region runs from base 153 to 1571 and encodes 472 amino acids. The transcript has 2 exons. Gene Ontology annotation, cellular component: extracellular region. NCBI's taxonomy places the organism in Eukaryota, Viridiplantae, Streptophyta, Magnoliopsida, Malpighiales, Euphorbiaceae. The record is from RefSeq and is a predicted model, not a curated record.
CCCGAAGCUCCUAUAAAUAGGAGGUUUGUGGCACUUACGAUCACCAACCAUAUAACUGGCUUGUUAUUCAGAGCAGCUUCCGUCAGCACAAGGAACAGAAGUUUUGCUCCCAUCCAAAAGAAAUAUUCGCAAGUUUUUCCGGCUGGAGUAUCAUGGCGCCUAUGCUUCCAAAAUCCGUGGCGAUCAGAUCAGAAUUCUCCAGAGGUUACGCAUAUUACAUGGCUGAAAACGAGGCAGUACGUGGUUUUAUACGUUGUGAAGGAGAGAAUAUUUUGAACCCAUACGUGAAGAUUGAGGUUGAGACGGCACAAAUUGAUAGCAAGUUUGUUCACCUCCGAUUUUCUCAUACCAACAAAUACUGGGGGCGAAGUGGUCCAGGUUUUACCCAAGAUGACUAUUGGGUUUCUGCUACCUCCGAUCAGCCAGAGGAAGAUACAUCCAAAUGGUCAUGUACGUUGUUUGAGCCAAUUUUUGAUCACGGAUUCCUCUUCUUGCGCCACGUUCAAACGGGAGGGCGUGUGCGAACAGAUGGUCCUAUUGGUGCCACAGGGCCGGUAUCCCGUCUUCUGUUAUAUUUUCGUAACUAUGAUAAUGUUCCCUAUUUGGAUUUCACUUUUUUCGAUUUGGGAACAUUAUGCAUACUGCCGAAGCGUGUAGCAUUCAGAGGGUACAAUGACAUGUACCUCAAAGCUGAGUGGAUCGAGCGCCACGAAUACUUGCAGUUCUCGUCGGAUGAUGUUAAUGAGAAAGCAGCGGGCUACGAGAUCACAAUGAUGCCGGAUGGACAUGUUCGCCUAAGGUCUAAUUUCUUUAACAAGUUUUGGAGGCGCAGUCCGAAUUGGAUAUGGGCAGAUUCAACUGAUACUGUUGGGAGUGAUAGGGACACUUUGUUCUGGCCGGUCAAAGUGAACGACGACACCAUCGCUCUUCGCAAUGCGGGUAACAACAGAUUCUGUAGCAGUCUUACCGCCGAGAGAAAGACAGAUUGUCUUAAUGCUGCGGUUGCCACCAUCACCAGAGAAGCAAGAUUGCAAGUGGAAGAACUUGUUUUUGAAAGAAGUAUCUUCAAUGUUAGAUUUCUCAUGGAGUAUGCUCGGAUAUUUGAUGAGAGAGCUACAGUAGCAGGCUGGGGUUCUGCUGAAAAUCAGUCAGAAGAAGCUGCUACUUUAAGUAUCACGGUUGGAUAUGAAGAUACUACAUCUUUUACUUUCAGCAACAGUUUAGCUAUAACGGCAGGGGUCACAGUGGGCAUCACAACUGGAUUACCACGCAUUGCGGAAGGAAAGAUUGAGAUUUCUACUGAGGUAACUAAUACGUUAGAGUGGAACAGAACCACCUCGGAAACAAGAACCGCAUCAGCGACAUAUCUAGCUAAUGUGCCGGCUAGGAGUAGGAUUAGAAUUGAUUAUGUAGCAACACGUGGCACGUGCAAUAUUCCCUUCUCCUACACACAGCGAGACAGGCUUUCUCAUGAUGGAAGUUUUGCUACUACUCAACAUGUCGAUGGUGUUUAUACUGGUGUCAAUUAUUACAGCUUCCACUUCGAGCAGCCUCAGAUAGUACCACUCUGAACACGUACCAAGAAGUUUGGGUUCGGCGUACUAGAAGAUUGUCUUCUUCCUAGCUGCUUCCCUCCUCCUCCUUCUUUGCCCUUCCCUUCAUUUGGCCUUCUAGUCUUUUCAUUUCUGUCCUGUGUUUCGUGGCUGUUCUUGUCGGCAGGUUUUUGCUUGUUUUUCUAGUCAUGUGUUUGUUGCAUGAAACAGGGACUCUUGUCCCUCGUAUGCUUAGAGUCUGGUCUUUUCAUCCAUUUGCUCUCUUAGUUUAGAAGAAAAGAAAAACGUGUGGCUUGACAUAAUAAGUGGUUAACAUAUGUGUUUGAGAGCGUUAGAAAAGAAAAGAGUGUAAAUGAAUAAAAAUUGAUAUGAUAAGUGUUCAGUAGACCUGUUCAUGGGCCUGGGUACCCUCCCGGCCCGGCCCAUGAACAGGUCUAGUGUUCAGCAUAUCCACGUACCCAAAACAGAAAGAGUGACUUCUAUAGUUACUUUGUCCUUUUCCA